AUGGUGAAAUCCUCGAAUUGCCUUGCGUCUGGCUGGUGCCACCAUUUCCUCCUCACCUUGGUCUGUUCAUCGGUCUUGUUCGCUCUUCCGACUCAUGCCCAAGAUGGUCCGCCAGCAGCAUAUCUCAGGGUUCCCACAGAGCGACAAGCCGCCUGGCAUGAACUAGAAUACUAUACCUUCAUCCACUUCGGGCCUAAUACCUUCACAGAUGAGGAGUGGGGAAGAAGCCAGAGCCCUCCAGACGUCUUCAACCCCGUCGGCCUGGACACAGACCAAUGGGCCAAGACAUUCGCCGACGCGGGCAUGUCGGGCAUGAUCCUGACAGCAAAGCACCACGAUGGCAUGGCGCUUUGGAAUACGUCCACGACCACGUACAAGAUCGACAACGGCGCGUGGGCCAAGAAUCGCACCGCCCUGGGGCUCGAGACCAACGUGGUCCGUCUGGCCGCUGCCUCAGCGAAAAAGUACGGCAUCAAGUUCGGCGUGUACCUGUCUCCGUGGGAUAUCCACCGCGAUCCCGCGAUGCCAAAGGCCGGCCUCGAGGGCACAAUCUACGACGAGCCGCAGAUCUUCGGCGAUGCGACGGAUGGCGACUACAACGCACUGUACGCUACGCAGCUCACCGAGCUCGUGACGAUGACGCUCGAUGACGGCUCACCGGUCGAGCUGUUCGAAAUCUGGCUCGAUGGCGCCAGCGGCUCGGACACGGUGCAGACAUUCAACUGGACGUGGUUCCGCGACAUCAUCCGCGAGCACCAGCCGGACGCCAUCAUGUGGGGCCACCAGGGCGUCGACGCGCGCUGGGUCGGCAACGAGGACGGUGUGACGGUCGCCUCCAACUGGCACACCAUCAGCCGCACGCAGGACGACGCGCGCUACGGCGAGGCGGAGCUGCAGACGGGCGUGCGGGACGGGCUGUACUGGACGCCCGCUGAGGCCGACGCCCGUAUCCGCGAUGGCUGGUUCUGGCACGCCAGCGAGACGCCCAAGACGGCUGAGGCGCUGAUGGAAAUGUACAUGCAGUCUGUGGCCAGGAGCAUCAACUUGCUACUUGAUGUGCCGCCCGACACGGACGGCGUCAUCCAGCAGGUGGAUGUUGACUCGCUCGAGGCUUUUAAGGGACUGCGCAACGCCUUCUUCGACCGGGAGAUCCUGACACCAGGGCUCAACGCAACCGCGAGCAGCAUCCGAAACGGAGACGUGGCACUGUAUGGACCGGCGAAUGUGAUCAACAGUGACACCGCUACGUACUGGGCCGUGAGUGCUAACGAGACCACGGGGUGGGUCGAGAUCGAUCUCGGUGGUGCGUACUCGGUAGACGCUUUCAUAGUCCAAGAGCACAUUGCUUUGGGUCAGCGCAUUGGUGGUUAUACCAUUGAAGUUGCCGUGGACGGACAGUAUAAGACGGUCGUCAAUGGCACUUCGCUCGGAUACAAACGGAUCGAUAGGUUGGGCGCAGCUGCACCGGCCACGCAGAUUCGAUUCAGUGUCACUCAGGCCAACGCCACACCUCUUCUCCAGAGCGUGCAGGUCUUGGGUGAAAAAUCUACCUAG
Diaporthe amygdali is the source of this 1554-nucleotide messenger RNA. RefSeq names its product lpha-l-fucosidase 1. The record is from RefSeq and is a predicted model, not a curated record. The transcript is spliced from 2 exons. Bases 1 to 1554 code for a protein of 517 amino acids. Gene Ontology annotation, molecular function: alpha-L-fucosidase activity. Gene Ontology annotation, biological process: glycoside catabolic process; fucose metabolic process. NCBI's taxonomy places the organism in Eukaryota, Fungi, Ascomycota, Sordariomycetes, Diaporthales, Diaporthaceae. Gene Ontology annotation, cellular component: lysosome.